AUGGGGCAGCAGUGCACUGCUGGGUCCCAGGAGAUUUCAGAGCAGAGAGAGAUGAAGAAAAUUCUCUCAAUGAAGAUGUUGCUUCUGGUUCUGCUGGGAUCCAGUGUGACUGAGGGACGGUUUAUGAGUAAAUGUGAGCUGAAGGCCAAGCUGGAGGCUGCACGGUUUCAGGUCAUUAAGUUGUCUGCAAGGCCAAAGGCUCUGACUUCAACCUCAACUUCAUUUAAAACCAUCAGCGCCUCCCAUGAAGAGGACAAUUCCGGUGAAGAGGACAAUCCCGAUGACACCCCACCUCAGUCAUCCACCUCCACCUUAAGGCCUACAUCAAGUUUCACUUCCAGGGCCACAAGCUCCACCUCAAGCACCACCUCAAAGCCUACAUCAAGUCCCACCACAAGACCCACCACAAGCUCCACCACAAGACCAACCACAGAUUCCUCCACAAGACCCACCACAGGCUCCACCACAAGACAAACCACAGGCUCCACCACAAGACCAACCAGAGAUUCCACCACAAGACAAACCACAGGCUCCACCACAAGACCAACCAGAGAUUCCACCACAAGACAAACCACAGGCUCCACCACAAGACCAACAAUAGGCUCCACCACAAGACCAACAAUAGGCUCCACCACAAGACCAACCACAGGCUCCACCACAAGACCCACCACAGGCUCCACCACAAGACCCACCACAGGCUCCACCAAAGACUCCACCUCAAGCUCUACCACAAGCUCCACUUCAACCCCCACCACAGACUUCACCACAAGACCCACCGCAAGACCUGCCACAAGCCCCAACCAUAAGACUGACUCACUAGAGGCUCCACCUCAGGAUCUACCACAAGCACCACCACAGACUCCACCUCAAGCUCUACCACAGAGCUCCACUUCAACCAUCACCACAGACUCCACCACAAGCUCCACUACAACCCCUACCACAGACUCCACCACAAGCUCCACUUCAGCCCUCACCACAGACUCCACCACAAGCUCCACUUCAACCCCCACCACAGACUCCACCACAAGCUCCACUUCAACUCCUACCACAGACUCCACCACAAGCUCCACUGCAACCUCCACCACAAGACCCACCGCAAGACCUGCCACAAGCCCUACCAUAUGUCCCACUAGAGGUUCCACCUCAGGAUCUACCACAAGCUCCACUUCAACCCCCACCACAGACUCCACUUCAACCCCCACCACAGACUCCACCACAAGCCCCACUUCAACCCCCACCACAGCCCACUAG
Messenger RNA from Sinocyclocheilus rhinocerous, 1251 nucleotides. RefSeq names its product mucin-5AC-like. The record is from RefSeq and is a predicted model, not a curated record. The coding region runs from base 1 to 1251 and encodes 416 amino acids. NCBI's taxonomy places the organism in Eukaryota, Metazoa, Chordata, Actinopteri, Cypriniformes, Cyprinidae. The transcript has 3 exons.